AUGUUCUCACGUCUUAUUGCCCCAUUACGGACCACAACGUCCACACUUGUGGGAGUUGGCCACAGUGUGUUAUUUCUCUCUUAUCGACACGCAAGCCGUGAGGGAAAAAGAAAACAACAAAUAAAAGAAAAAGUCCAAUCGAAAGAAUCCAAACAUCGUUUGUCAACCGUAAAAAGUAAAGAUUCAUUUUGUACGGUUGAACCAUCCAUUUCAUCACCAGUCAUGCAGCCGCCGGUACCAAACACAAUCAACGAGAAACAACAACAAGAAGAAAUGAAAAUAAUGAAGAAUAAGAAGGAAAGACCUGAAAAAACAACAGCAGCGGUCCAUCAUGAUGAGAAGAAGAAAAAGAACAACAAAAAGAAUACGAACCCAAACACCAGUGGAAAGGGAAGUCAGGAGAAGAAUACGAAUAAGAAGAUGAUGAUGAUAAAGAAGGAAGUAGAAGUGGAGUCAUCCGUAAAGAAAAAGAAAGAAAAUAAGAAUGGGAUGGCAAUGGAGAAGGAAAAGAAGAAUAAGAAGAAGGAAAAAGAAGGGACACAACAACAGGAGCCAGUAUCAUUGGUAAGAGAAGAACACAUGGAGAGAGAAAAGAUAAAGUUAACACCUUCCAAUGAUCUCCUACAGAAGAAUGAGGAGAAUGAGAAUGAGAAUGAGGAGGAUGAUGGUAUUGUAGAUGAGGAAAGUCAACAAUUCAUGAAAUUACUGCAGGAUGAGGCUCAAAAACGUCAGAAACAACAACGACGUGUAUCUGAAGUGAGAGAAGAAAGUGGAGAGACAAGUGAAACGGCAUAUCUUGCGCAAUUAGAAGGUACUGCAAAUCCAUCAAGAAAAGAAAAAGAAAAGGAUAUGAAGCCUCAUACUACUACUAAUAAUAAUAAUAAUAGUAAUAGUAAUAAUAGUAAUAAUAGUAGUAAAGAAGAUGUGGAGGAGGAGGAUGGAGAGGAGUCUCUCAGUGCGGCGCAGCGCCGGGCGGUCACAUUAGCGCGGGCCGGCCACAAUCUCUUCAUUACGGGCGGGGCGGGCACCGGCAAGUCGCGUCUCAUUCGUGCGAUUGUGCGGGAGUUGCGGGAAAACACCCGUCGAGUGGUGUUCGUCACGGCGACCACCGGCGUUGCGGCGCUGCAUGUGCGUGGAUCCACUAUAAAUAGUUUUGCCGGUGUGCGCUUUGGGGAUCAGGCGGCGCGGGAGUUACUGCAGUGGGUGCGGCGGAAUAGAAGAGCCGCGGGGCGUUGGCGGUACUGCGAGACGUUAAUUAUUGAUGAGAUCUCCAUGAUGGAUCCCGCCCUGUUGGGCAAAUUAGAUGUGAUUGCCCGAUCCAUUCGCCGUGGCCGCAGUGCGGAGGUGUUUGGUGGGAUUCAAGUGAUUCUCUGUGGGGAUUUCAUGCAACUCCCACCUAUUCCCUCACGCCGUAGACAUAAUGGGGAUCAGCGGAAUGAAAAUAAAGAAGAAGGAAACGAAGAUGAUGAUAAAGGAGAAGAAGAAGAAGGAGAAAAAGGAGAGAAAAAGUUACGGUAUUGUUUUGAGAGUGAGACUUGGAAAGCAUUAAAUCUCACACCAGUGGUAUUACACGAUAAGUUUAGACAAAAUCAAGAUAUUUCUUUUCAACGGGUGUUGGAUGAUGUACGCCUCGGUGUACUCUCAAGAGAGAGUUAUGAGAUGUUACUAUCCCGUACCUUUACACCCACGACGGGUGUAAAGUCUAGAAGGGAUCGUUUAAUAUCUAUCACAGAUAAUAAUAAUAAUAAUAAUAGUGUGAGUGAUGAUAUGAUAAUGGAUGGAAAAUCAAAUGUAGAGAAGGAAAAGGAUCAACAUGUACGUUUGUGUGCCACUAACAAGGAAGUGGAGGCCCGUAAUGCGAAACACUUUAUUGCGUUAGAACCAAAAGGUUUAAUGACACUUCCUACAGAGAAGAAAAAACCAAUAAUGGGAGAAAAUGGUUUGUGUGAAGAGAAUGAACGUCUGCUGCGGGCAUGUAUGGGAAUAGAUGAACCCGAUAAUAAUAAUAAUAGUGAUAAUAAUAAUAAUGGUGGAAUGUCUGCAUUUACACAAGAAGAAAAGGAAGUAGACACUCUUUAUCCAUUGCAAGUCUAUCGCGCCUACGAUACCCAUGAUAAUGAUGAAGAUGUUCUUAAUCAUGAAAGUCUUCGUACAUCUCUUCCCCCAUCGUGGGUAAAGUUUGAGGAUAGUACACUUCCAACAGAACUUUCACUAAAAGUAGGUACACGUGUGAUGUUAUUACAAAAUGUUUCUUUACGUUUUGGUUUAGUAAAUGGUUCUGUAGGUGAAGUGGUGGGUUUUUUACAUCCACGUGAACUUAUUGAACUUGUUUUGCGAGCCCCGCGUGAACAUCAUGUACCUUCUGCACGUGGAUCUCUUUUACUUCAACGUGGUGGGUUUGCGACUAUUAAUGAUGCCUUUCGUUGUGUAGAUACGGCUUCUGGACAAUCUCUCUUCUUCGCUCUUCGGCAGCGGGGAUUACGAUAUAGAGAGUUGACCAACAACACCUACAGAGAUGUCUAUGGGAGAAGUCAUGUACAGAAUGUACGUCGUCUUGUAGGACUUGAUCAAAAACAACCAUCACAGGAAGAAAAUGAAGAAGAUGAUAAUGAUAAUGAUAAUAAUAAUAAUAUAGAUGAAAAUGAAAAUGAAAGUGCAUUCCGACGGAUGCGACUUCCAGUGGUACGGUUAGAUUUACAACCCCAACAUCACACCCUACGUAGAAAUCGCUAUGAUAAUAAUAAUAAUACUCAUAAUACUAUUAAUAAUAAUAAUAGUAAUAGUGGGAAAGGAGGGUUAGUGCGUCUUCCACGGCAUGUGUAUGCGUUUGUUUCUCCCAUUUCUCACCAGUGGUAUAUGGGCGAUACUGUUGUGGCCACCCGCACACAAAUUCCACUGCGGCAGGCGUGGGCGAUUACUGUACAUAAAGCCCAAGGCCUCACCAUCUCCCAUAUUGAGGUAUCUAUGCAUCGUUUCUUCUCACCUGGUCAGGCCUAUGUGGCCCUUAGUCGAAGUACGUGUUUGGAGAAUAUACGACUGAUGAACUUUAAGCACAAUAGUAUUCGUGCGUGUCCAAUUGCGAAACAGUUUCACGCAAGUUUGGAGGAAAAACAACAGGAAGAAGAGGAAGAAGAAGAA
Molecule: messenger RNA, 3138 nt
Organism: Trypanosoma theileri
Lineage: Eukaryota; Euglenozoa; Kinetoplastea; Trypanosomatida; Trypanosomatidae
Product: PIF1 helicase-like protein
Exons: 1
Biological process (GO): DNA repair; telomere maintenance
Molecular function (GO): DNA helicase activity; ATP hydrolysis activity
Source: RefSeq, a predicted model, not a curated record